Molecule: messenger RNA, 393 nt
Organism: Alternaria arborescens
Lineage: Eukaryota; Fungi; Ascomycota; Dothideomycetes; Pleosporales; Pleosporaceae
Exons: 2
Coding region: 1-393 (130 amino acids)
Biological process (GO): N-acetylglucosamine metabolic process
Cellular component (GO): cytoplasm
Source: RefSeq, a predicted model, not a curated record
AUGAACUUCAUUGUUAAUGAGCGGUUGAAGUGGGGAAGUAUGGAGCCGAAGGGCAAGCCGUUCGAAUUCGAUGAAGACAUCAAGAUACUAUAUAACGACUGGCCAUAUGGCAUCGAUGCAGACGUUGUGCACCUCGUCGUGUGGACCAAGUUUGAACUGGACGACGACCCCGACACUGGGCUCUCUACCGCAGAAUCCCAGAAACAAAUCGGUGAUUACGUACAAAAGACGUUUGCUCCAAAGGUAAAAGAGUUGGUCUGGUUCAAGAAUUGGAAGAGUCUGAAGAGCGUGCAUGCAGUGGAACACUUCCACGUCAUGUUGUACAGGCCGGACGCUGUGUUCCUAAGGGAGAUUACGAACGGCGAUGUCCCGAUGACUGAGAAGUUCGCCUAG